Prinia subflava (tawny-flanked prinia) is the source of this 3332-nucleotide messenger RNA. It is a transcript of the gene FLOT1, whose product is annotated as flotillin 1. Gene Ontology annotation, biological process: positive regulation of endocytosis; positive regulation of cell junction assembly; regulation of receptor internalization. The record is from RefSeq and is a predicted model, not a curated record. NCBI's taxonomy places the organism in Eukaryota, Metazoa, Chordata, Aves, Passeriformes, Cisticolidae. The coding region runs from base 141 to 1490 and encodes 449 amino acids. The transcript is spliced from 12 exons. Gene Ontology annotation, cellular component: plasma membrane; flotillin complex; cytoplasmic vesicle.
CGCGGGGGCUACCGGGAUCGGGGCGGCGGUCGCGGAAGUGGCGAUCGAUCCCGAUCGGCUCCGAAUGAUCCCGAUCGACACCGAUUGAUCCCGAUCGGCCCCGAUCGAUCCCGAUCGCCCCCCGGGUCUCCCCCGCCGCCAUGUUCUUCACCUGCGGCCCCAACGAGGCCAUGGUGGUAUCGGGUUUCUGCCGCAGCCCCCCAGUGAUGGUGGCAGGCGGCCGGGUGUUGGUGAUCCCGUGCCUGCAGCAGAUCCAACGGAUCUCGCUGAACACGCUGACGCUGCCAGUGCGCAGUGAGAAGGUUUAUACGCGCCACGGGGUGCCCAUCUCUGUCACCGGCAUUGCCCAGGUGAAGAUCCAGGGGCAGAACAAGGAGAUGCUGGCGGCCGCCUGUCAGAUGUUCCUGGGCAAGUCGGAGAGUGAGAUCGGCCAGAUCGCCCUGGAGACACUGGAGGGCCACCAGCGCGCCAUCAUGGCCCACAUGACCGUAGAGGAGAUCUACAAGGACCGGCAGAAGUUCUCGGACCAGGUGUUCCGCGUGGCCUCAUCCGACCUGGUGAACAUGGGCAUCUCUGUGGUCAGCUACACGCUCAAGGACGUGCACGACGAGCAGGAUUACCUGCGCUCCCUCGGGAAGGGCCGCACGGCGCAGGUGCAGCGCGACGCCCGCGUGGGAGAGGCCGAGGCCAAACGCGAUGCUGGGAUCCGCGAGGCGCGGGCGCGGCAGGAGCAGGUGUCGGCGCAGCUGCUCAGCGAGGAGGCCACAGCACGGGCCCAGCGCGACUUCCAGGUGGCCCAGGCAGAGUGUGACAGAGCCGUGAGCGCCCGCAGGGCCACAGCAGAGCUGGCCUUCCAGUUACAGGCAGCACGCUCUCAACAGGCCAUCGCAGCGCAGCGGGGUGAGGUUGCACUGGUGGAGCGGGCGCAGCAGGCGCAGCUGCAGGAGCAGGAGGUCGGGCGGCGCUGCCAGGAGCUCGAGGCCACUGUGCGCAAACCGGCCGAGGCCGAGCGCUACCGGCUGGAGCGGCUGGCCGAGGCACAAAGGACGCAGGUGCUGCUGCAGGCGGAGGCGGAGGCGGAGGCCCUCAAGGUGACGGGCGCUGCCCGUGCCGAUGCCGUGGCCUCGCGGGCCCGGGCGGAGGCGGCGGCGGCGGCAGCCAAGGCUGAGGCCUUCGGGCAGUUCCAGGACGCGGCCGUGGUGGAGAUGGUGCUGCAGAGACUGCCCCAGGUGGCUGAGGCGGUGGCGCAGCCGCUGCUGGGGACGCGCCGGGUGACGCUCGUGGGCGGCUCCGGGGAUGUCGGGGUGGCUAAAAUCCCUGCGGAAAUCCUGGAUUUGGUGACACGGCUGCCGGGGGCCGUGGGGGCCCUGGCCAGGGGCUCCCAGGUGACCUCGACGGAGCCAGAGGGUGGCACCACCGAAACAUCCCCAAAUGUCCCCAAAGUGUCUCCAAAUGUCCCUAAAGUGUCCCCGAGCACCCCCUUCCAGUGACACUGAAGUGUCUCCAAGUGCCACCACCCCCCUGGAGCCACCCAGCGCCUCGCUGUGUCCCCAAAGUGCCACCCAAGUGCCACCACGCCCCAAUGCCACUGCGUCCCCAAGGCGCUAGCUGAGGUGACCAAAGGUGCCACGGGCCCCAAGGUCCCUUGGUCCUCAAAGUGCCAGCGCUGCAGUGCCAGCGUGUCCCCAAAGUGCUGCCCCCAAAUGUCAUGUCCCUAAAGUGUCCCUGUGGUGUCACUGUCCCCAAGAUGCCACCACCCCCUGCAGCAUCCCCAGAGUGCCACUCCUGAAUGUCACUAUGUCCUCAACAUGUCCCCAAGGUGCCACCACAACCGCCAUGUCCCCAGAGUGUCCCCAAACUGCCACCACUGCAGUGUCACCCUGUCCCCGAAGUGUUCCCAAGGUGCCACCAACUGCAGUGCCAUCGUGUCAAUGAAGUGUCCCUAAAGUGCCACCACUGUGCUGUCUCCAAAGUGACCCCAAAUGCCACCACCCCCAGUGUCACCCUGUCAAUAAAGUGUCCCCAAGGUGCCAGCACAGCAGCGUCCCUGUGUCCUUUAAGUGCCACCACCCCUGCAGUGUCCCCUAGGUGUCACUGUGUCCCUGAAGUGUCCCCAAAGUGCCACCAUCUUCCCCUUGGUCAUGUUCUAACUGCACCACCCUUGAAUGUCACCCUGCCCGUAAGUGUCACUUCCCCCAGUGUCACUGUGUCCCCAAGGUGCCACCACCCUGGUGCCACUGUGUCCCUAAAGUGCUGCCACCUGCCAGUGUCCCCAUGCCCUUUAAAUGCCACCUCAUCCCCCACGGUGCCACCCCAGUGUCCCCAGCCUGUGCAGUUCCCACACCACCACCACCAGAGCCAAGGGGGGUUGGGGACCCCAAAGGGACACUCUGGGGACAUUGGGGAGGGGGGGGAAGGAACAUGGGACCCCCAGGUGACAACGGGGACCCUGAAGAGGGACUAUGGGGACAACAGGGACCCCAAGGUGACACUGGGAACUCCAAAGUGACCCUGGCACCCUCCAAGUGACAGAGGUGGCAAUGGGGAUGCUCAGGUGGGGACAGGGGGACCUCCUGGGUGACACCCAGGGGACCCUGAAGAGACACCAAGACACCCCCAGGUGACACUGGGGACCUUCAGGAGGGACAUGGGGAACCCCAGGUGACAUUGGGGACCCUCCACGUGACCCUGGAACCUCUCAGGUGACCCCACAGUGACCUUUGGGACCCUCAGGUAAUGCAGGUGGUGACACAGGAGGUGACAGCCGCAGUGGCUUUUCCAUCCCGAGUUUAUUCCGGACCCGGGGGCGACUUUUCAAUAUGAAAAACGAAAGAAACGGGAAAAAAACCAAAAACAACAAAAACAUCCAAAAACGGAAAGAGCGACCGGAGACGGCAAUGGAAAUCAGGGAGAAACACAGGGAAAUCGGGAAAAACGGACAAAAAUUGGGGAAAACAGGACAAAAAUUGGAAAAAAUGGACAAAAUUGAGAAAUAUGAACCCAAAAUGAGGAAAAAUGGGUAAAAAAUGAGCUUGCAGAAUUAGAGAAAAAUGAACCAAAAAUUGGGAAAAGUCAACUAAAAGUUGUGGGAAAAAAACAGAGUUGGGCUGAGAGCGACCAAAAAUGGGAGAAAACCCAGCAAAAUUGACCAAAAGUGGGGAAAACUGAACAAAAAUGAGGAAAAAUGAUUGAGAAUGAGGAGAGACCUAAAGAGGGGGUAAAAAAGGAGGAACAUGAACCAAAAAUGGGGAAAAAUGAACCAAAAUUGGGGAAAAGGAACAAAAAAUAAGGAGAAAGUGAUAAAAAUCUGGGGAGAAUGGACAAAAAUGGGG